This is a messenger RNA of Solanum stenotomum, 880 nucleotides long. RefSeq lists its product as uncharacterized. The transcript has 4 exons. Lineage: Eukaryota; Viridiplantae; Streptophyta; Magnoliopsida; Solanales; Solanaceae. The coding region runs from base 65 to 589 and encodes 174 amino acids. The record is from RefSeq and is a predicted model, not a curated record.
UAAUAGUACCAACAUUUCAUUAUUCCAAACCAUAAAAAGGCCUAAGACAACUCAAAGAAAAAAAAUGACAACUCCUAAGCAAAUGGAGCAACAACAACAACAACAACAACAAAUUGUAAAGAUGAAGAACUCAGGGAUGAUAAGUUACAAUGGUAGCCCGAUGAUCGAUGAUCGAGACGAGGAGAUGGCACGAUCAGCAUUAUCUGCUUUUCGCGCUAAGGAGGAGGAAAUCGAGAGGAAGAGAAAAGAAGUUUCCGAUAAGGUUCAUGCUCAAUUAGGCCGCGUUGAGGAAGAAACUAAGCGUUUAGCUGAAAUUCGCGAGAAGCUCGAAACAUUUGUUGAUCCAGCUGGAAAAGAAGUAACAAUUGUGAGGAAGAAGAUUGACUUAGUCAAUCGUGAAUUAAAGGGAAUGGGACAAAAUUGCCAAAGAAAGGAAAAGGAAUACAAGGAAACACUUGAUGCAUUCAAUGCAAAAAGCAAGGAAAAAGCUCAGCUUGUUACCAAAUUAAUGGAGUUGGUAAGUGAAAGUGAAAAAUUGAGGAUGAAGAAAUUGGAGGAGCUGAGCAAGCAUAUAGAAGCCUUGCACUAAUUAAUACUACUUUUAUAUAACUAAAAAAUUGAUGUAUUGAUCAAUUGAAACUCUCACAUUGAACUUUUUUAGUUUGUUACAUGCUUUUCUAUGUUUGUUGUAUUUUUUUUGGUUUUAAGUUUGACAAGUCAGGUCUAAUUUGACAUCCUUAAAUAGGAUAAAUGAUGGUUUGGUAUUUUUCUAAUUUGAAUUUCAGAUGUAAAUUGUGAAGAUGUGUCUUUAUUUUUUUUGUAUGAUGAUCAUAAUUCAUGGAUUUUCCCUUCAUGAAUUUCACUAUAUUGAACUGAUUUU